CCCAAAUUUCAACCCAAUUUCAUUUUAUUCCUCUCAAAUGAUCCCUAAUCCUACACAAAAGGAAAGCAGGCGGCGCACCAUCUUCCAUCUCCGUCGACAAUUCCUCCAGCCGGCCGUCAACUCACGCCGGCACCCUCUUUUCUCUUUCUCUCUCUCUCUCGCUGUAAGUCUGCAACCCCUCCCCUCUGCCCUCGUCACCGCCGGCGACCAUCACCUCUGUCGCUAGUCUGCGCGCUGCAAACACCCUCCUUCCUCUACAAAAAAGAAAAAAACUCAUCUUCAUGCCUAACCUCCCAACAUCAAAAUUCCUGAAAUAAAAGGACUGUUACCGGCAUCUCUGUCGUCCCGGAAUCCAAGCAGAACCAUACCUGCUAUACUGCAAGUCUGCAAUCACAAAAUCAGAAUAUCAAGACUCUACCUUUUUUCUCCUAAACCCUGCGAAAAAAUGUUUGUACGGUUUCAGUACUCCGACGCGAGCUGCCUGCGCAUAUUCAGUUCCACAAAAACCACUUCGCCAAACGUCGGCAUCUCCGUCGCUCCACCCUCCCACAAACCCAGCGACGCAGUAAAAGAGAGGCAAAAGCUUCAGUGCCCUGGCGGCGUUCGGUUGUUCAAGAAAAAUGGAUUUUUCAAAGGCCCUCGUGAAAGAAUCGAGAGAAAAGGAGGUGUCUUUAAUGGCAGAAAUGGGAUUCCUCAGAAAGAAGAAGAGAUUUCCCACAAUUCAAAUAGGGUCAAUGGUGUGGCGGAGGAAUUGCCUGGUCGUAAUAGGGUUUUUAGGAAAGAAAAGCUGAAUUGCAGUAAAAACGGUGAAGGGAUUAGGCGGGAAAAUGUGGUUGAGGGGAUGCAGACCAUGUGUUCGACGAAAUGGGGAAGGUACGGCGGCAGUAUUCCCGCAAUGUUGGAUGCUUUGGAGAGGAUAAGCGACUUGGACGAAGCGUUGAAAGCGUGGGAGGCGACGCUUACAAACAAGGAGAGGAGCAUAUUGCUGAAGGAGCAGUCAGGGUGGGAGAGGGCGAUGGAGAUUUUCGAGUGGUUCAAAAGGAAAGGCUGCUACGAAGUGAAUGUCAUCCACUACAACAUAAUGCUUCGCCUUCUAGGAAAGGCGCGACAGUGGAGCGAGGUUGAGUGGCUGUGGGAUGAGAUGGCGAAGAGCGGGGUUGAUCCCAUCAACUCCACCUAUGGGACUCUCAUUGAUGUGUACUGCAAAGGAGGGCGUAGGGACGUCGCAAUGAGGUGGUUGGAGCUCAUGAAAAAGCGUAGAAUGGAGCCGGAUGAGGUGACCGCGGGGAUUGUGGUGCAGAUGUAUAAGAAAGCAGGGGAUUUCGCGGCUGCUGAGGAUUUCUUCAAGAAGUGGUCACGGGGAAACUCUUCGAUUGAGGGGCGUAGAUGGAAGAGUAAAACAGAUGCCAAUGUUGGUUCUUACACGUACAAUACGUUGAUUGAUACGUAUGGGAAAGCCGGGAAACUAAAGGAAGCAAGUAAGAUGUUCGAGGAGAUGGUGCAGAAAGGUUUAUCUCCUAACACAGUGACUUUUAACACUAUGAUUCACAUGUAUGGUAACAAUGGGCAGCUUGAUGAGGUUGCUUCCCUGAUGGGUAGAAUGGAGAGUGCUAAAUGUUGCCCCGAUACACGAACCUAUAAUAUUCUCAUAUCACUUCAUACUAAGCACAAUGACAUAGAAUCUGCAGCAAGAUACUGGAAGAAGAUGAAGGCAGCAUCUCUUGACCCCGAUCCUGUCAGCUAUCGUACUCUCUUGUAUGCCUACGCGAUUAGGCAUAUGGUUAACGAGGCAGAGGCGCUGGUCUUAGAGAUGGAUGAGAGAGGAUUGGAGAUUGAUGAGUUUACUCAGUCAUCCUUGACAAGAAUGUAUAUAGAAGCAGGCUUGCUUGACGAGUCGUGGUUGUGGUUUCAGAGGUUUCACCGUGGAGGAGGGAUGACUUCCGAGUGCUAUUCUGCAAACAUUGAUGCUUAUGGCCAGAGAGGGUAUGUUUCACUAGCUGAGAAAGUGUUUGACUGCUGUGUGCAAGUUCAGAAACUGACUGUUCUCGAGUUUAAUGUUAUGAUCAAAGCAUAUGGUAUCGGGGGGAAACUCGAGCAGGCUUGCUCCUUGUUUGAUAGCAUGGGGAAACAUGGGUUGGUUGCUGAUUUAUGUGGAUAUAAUUCUCUUGUGCAAAUGCUUGCUAGCGCGGAUAUGCCAGAAAUUGCGAUAGUCUAUCUUAGGAGAAUGCAGGAGGCAGGGCUUGUGAUUGAUUGUGUCCCGUAUUGUGCAGUCAUCUCUUGCUAUGCAAAGUUAGGCCGUGUAGACAUGGCAGUUGAGUUGUACGAGGAGAUGAUUUCUCAUGACGUGAAGCCUGAUAUAAUCGUUUAUGGAGUCCUUAUAAAUGCAUUUGCAGACACUGGGAGUGUGGAUGAGGCGACAUACUAUGUCCGUACCAUGGAAAACCAAGGUUUGUCUAUGAAUCCGGUCAUAUGCAAGUCAUUAAUCAAGCUGUACACGAAGGUGGGAUACUUGAGAGAAGCGGAGGAGAUGUGCAGGACCCUUCAGUCGCUGGAGGCGGGUGGGCUUGAUGUCUACUCCUUGAAAUGCAUGAUUGACCUCUACAGUGAGCAUUCGAUGGUGGUAGAGGCGGAGAAGAUAUUCAAGAGGUUGGAGCAAAUUGGAGAGGCGAAUGAGUUCACACAUGCUAUGAUGUUGUCCAUGUAUAAAAGGAACGGGAGAUUCGUGGAAGCUUUUUGGAUUGCAAGAAAGAUGAGAGAAUUAGGUCUCAUGACAGAGCUGCUUACUUAUAAUCUUGUGCUUGGAUUCUAUGCUUCUGAUGGAAGGUACAAGGAGGCUGUAGCUACCUUCUGUGAGAUGCUAGAGUCUCGUGUCAUGCCCGAUGACUCCACGUUCAAGUCGCUCGGGAUCAUUCUCUUGAAAUGUGGAGUUCCAAAGAGCGCUCUGGAAAAGCUCGAGCAGACGAGGAAGAGGGAUGCUCUGGAUGGUAUGCAGACUUGGGCUGCGACUCUUUCCUCCGUCGUUAACAUGGAUGAUGAUGAUUUUAGCGAUGAAGAAGUUUAAUUUGUGCUUGCUAGAGUAAACAAUCGUAGCACAUAUAUCCAGGUACAUAUCCAUUUUCAAGGAGUAAACAAUUGCUAGAGUAAAAUGCAGGCACAUUGUCAAGGAGAUACAGGAUGUCACUAGAGAGAUUGGCGAUUCCUUGGCCGCUCUCUCCCUCGCCAACGUUGAAGUCCUGUCUGGGAUCUCCGUGGCUAUAAAAAACAUUGAGAUCACACAAGGCGACGGAGGUGCUGGGAGCAUCAAGCAGAUCAACUUCGCUGAAGGUAGCCCUCUCAAGUGUGUGAAAUACCGUGUGGACGAACUGGACGAGAAGACACUGACUUAUUGC
Molecule: messenger RNA, 3389 nt
Organism: Salvia splendens (bonfire salvia)
Lineage: Eukaryota; Viridiplantae; Streptophyta; Magnoliopsida; Lamiales; Lamiaceae
Product: pentatricopeptide repeat-containing protein At3g23020-like
Exons: 4
Coding region: 446-3061 (871 amino acids)
Molecular function (GO): mRNA binding; protein binding
Source: RefSeq, a predicted model, not a curated record